UCUUUUUAAAUUUUGUGCAGUUCUUUUUAUAACAAGCUUUUCUCCUACAACGACACACUCUCAUUCUUCUUCUUCUUACUAUAAACCCUGCAAUUUCUCAUACCAACAGCCCUAUUUUAAUUCUUACAAUAUGGGCUGGGUCGGUGGCAAAUCCUCCAAAAGAAGAGGAAAUACAGACUCAUCCGUAGAUAAAGAAAAUGCAACAACUUCGCCUGGUUGCAUGUGUUCUGUCUUUCACUUAUUUGAUUUCCAUAACUUUCAAAUUCCUUCACAACCCAAGCACCUCCCUUCUUUAAAUCUUGACACUUUACUUCUUGAUGACCCUCCAUUAAUUAUCUCCAAAGGUUAUGAAGCACCAAGAAAUAGCUUGGAGUUAGAUCAAGAACUUGAACUUCCAUCUUCAUCUACCAUACAAGAAGAACAUCAAAGCUUGUUAAAUAUCCCAAUGGCUAUUCAAAUCAAAACAAAUGAUACUUCAUCAGAAAUCAGCUCUUCACCAAGCACCAAGACUCCAACCUUAGUAGCUAGGCUCAUGGGUCUUGAUCUUCUUCCUGACCAAACCUAUUCUCCAGUCUCUAACUCAUCAACUCUUAUCGACACACAAAAUCCUCAGCGGAAGUCUCAUUAUUCUAAACGCAGAAGCAAACUACCCGGUGAUAAUUCUUCAGGUACACGUUCUUUGCCGGAGACGCCAAGAAUAUCGUCGGCGAGACGAUCAGACGUUGAGCACCGGUUGUCACUUCAAAUCAAUAAAGAAAACACGAGCCCAGCCGAAGAGUUGAGUCUCUCAAAUUUGAAAAGAAGAGAGCUCAAAACUUAUGAAGACGAGAAUCGAAGCCCCGGCCAUUACGCUCGGCAGAUUGUGAAGCAAGUAAAAGAAAGUGUGAGCAGAAAAGUUGGUUUGGAUAUUACGAACACAGUGAGAAGCAGUAGAGAUCAUCAUGAGCUUGUUAACCAAUUGAAAACCAAGAAAAUAUUGAGCAAAGUUGGCCAUGAUGAUUCAAGCAAGAACGCAAUGGUGGCUUCAGCUUCUUGUUCACCAAGACUCAAAUUCUUGGAGCCAAGAAAUAUUAAACCGGUACAAUCCAAGAAGGACCUGAUUAAUAUUUCUCAAUCUUUAACGAAAACAAAUUCUUCGGAGGUUAAUGUAAUCUCACCAAAGAUUACUAAACCGCCCACAAAGCUGAAGAUUCAAGAACAAGCAGUUCAGCAACAUCAACUUCAAAUACACGUCAAGAAAUGCAAGAAAGUUGCGGAAGAGAGAUUCCGUCCACCACCAAGACUGAUCAGAAAACCUCCGCAAACUUCGGAUAUUAUCCGAAACAAUAAGCAAGAAGAAGCAUUUGUGCGUCAAGCAACAGUAACAAAAGCAAACAUUCCUGACAAAAAAUUCAAGAAAACAACUCCGUUGUCAAAUGAAAUUCUCAACAUUACCGUCCCUACACUUCUCCUUCCUGUCAAGAAAGAUCCUACUCCGCGAGCUACCAAAAUCCCUCAAAAACCGGCUCCAAACAGUUCUCAAGAAUCGAAACGCAUCUCACAGUUAUCUAGUUGUUCGAGCCAUGACUCAUCGUACAAACAACAAAAACAGACUCCUCCUACAACUAGUAGUACACUCAAUGCCCGAGUCAGCAGCAUUAACGACACGUCAAACGGUGCCGUUUCUGCAGCCACCGGAGCAGCAAAAGAAGAACACGAGUACAUCAGCAGAAUACUAAAACGUACAGGCGUAGACAAAGAUUCCCCAGUGUCUUUUACUGGGUGGUUUUCACCUUCUCAUCCAUUAGACCCUUCGAUUUUUUACUAUCUUGAAUAUUUUACUCCUGCUUUUACCAACUACAUCCAACUCAGUCACCGGUGUAACAGAAAGUUACUGUUUCACCUAGCCAAUGAAAUUUUAGUUGAGUUCUUAAAACCUUACAUGAACUUAAAACCUUGGUUAGGAGUUAGAUUUUGUUUAAGUACUGUUCAUGGGUCUGAUUUAGUUGAUAUAUUGUGUUCCAAAGUUAGAAGCUUUCCAUGUACGGACUGUCGAGUUCUUGAAGACAUUGAUGCGUUAAUAGAUAAAGACAUGAUGACGCCGCAGUCAAAUUUUCAAAAUGAGACGGCGUUUAGUGAAGAAGCGGAGGGGAUUGUAACGGAGUUAGAGAAGGAUUUGCUGGACAGUUUGAUACAUGAAACGGCGGUAAUUUUUCAUGGGGGGGUUUGAAAACGUCAUGACGUUUUGUUUUUUGGUAAAAGAGUGAGACAGAGAGCAGAAGGGUCACAUGGGUGGGGUGAGUCACCGGUCACCGGUCACGUGAUGAGAUGCUAUUUGUUGGGGUUGAAAGUUAAAGGAGAGAUUGUGGUGUACACGUGGAGAUAUGUGGAGUUUUGACUCUGACAUUAGUCACUUUCUUAUUGGCUCUUAAAAGACAACAUUUGACAGAGGAAUCCAUUAGUUCUCUUUUUAUUUUGUUGUGUAUAUUGUUGUAUAGUAAUGUAAUGAAAGUUUAUUUUUCUUGAUUA
This is a messenger RNA of Mercurialis annua (annual mercury), 2508 nucleotides long. RefSeq lists its product as uncharacterized. NCBI's taxonomy places the organism in Eukaryota, Viridiplantae, Streptophyta, Magnoliopsida, Malpighiales, Euphorbiaceae. The transcript has 4 exons. The coding region runs from base 131 to 2209 and encodes 692 amino acids. The record is from RefSeq and is a predicted model, not a curated record.